CUUGCUGUCCUGCGUAUUUCUUCAGUUGUCCCACUGACAAUCUCUCUCAUUUCACUGUCUCCAUACGUUGUUCAAUCGUUCUUGUCCUCCCUGGACGCAUUUGUUUGAAACAUAAUGGAAAAUAUAGAAAACUCCAAGCCUGAUGAACAGCCUACGUCCCAAAAUGAUCUUGCAGUGCAAAAUAAUCAGCCACCAGCAACCCCCAAUUUGCAACCGCUGGAGAAAUCUGCAAUAGUUACAGUAGAAAUCACUGGUCAUGAUAUUUCUGAGGAACUGAGCAAACAGCUGGAAGAUAUUAUUCAAACUUAUACUUCAUCUGAUCUUAUAAGUACAGAAAACCAGAGCUCGGCAACACCAGAUAAGGAGGAGCAACUGCAUGAUGAUGUGGAGAACGAGGAAGCUUGUAGUGAACCUGUUUCUUCAGUAGAAGGAACCUCAGCAAAAGAGUCCACAACAAACAAAGAACAAAAACUAGAAAAGAAAAUUCUAAAAGGAUUAGGAAAAGAGGCUGCAAUGUUCAUACAAAGCUUAAGCAAGUUAAACACACCAGAGGAGAAAUUUGAAGUUUUGACUAAGAAGUAUGCGGAGAUGCUUGAAGAAUAUCGUGCUGAACAAAAGCAGACGAAGGUCCUGCAGAAGCGCCAAACACAGCUUAUUAAGGAGAAAGACAUACUGCAAAGUGAACACAGCAAAGCCAUACUCGCUCGCAGCAAACUGGAGAGUUUGUGCCGAGAGCUUCAGAGACAUAACAAAACACUUAAGGAAGAGACGCUCCAACGUGUCCGAGAAGAUGAAGAAAAACGUAAAGAGAUCACAAACCAUUUCCAGUCAACUCUAACAGAUAUCCAGAGUCAGAUUGAACAGCAGAGCGAGAGAAAUAAUAAACUGUGCCAAGAAAACACAGACCUAGCUGAUAAACUCAAUAGCAUCGUUGGCCAAUAUGAAGACCGAGAAGAGAACAUGGAUAAAGUAUUUAAACAACGAGAACUUCAGCAGAAGCUUGUGGAUGCCAGGCUGGAGCAGGCUCAGGAACAAAUGAGAGAAGCAGAACUAAAGCACAACCGGGAAAAGGAUUUUCUGCUCACUCAAGCUGCGGAGUGGAAGUUGCAGACUAAAAUGUUGAAGGAUCAGGAAACUAUCCUGAAAACACAGAUAACUCUGUAUUCUGAGAGAUUUGAUGAGUUUCAAAACUCACUUACAAAAAGCAAUGAAGUUUUCUCAACCUUUAAAAAAGAAAUGGAAAAGAUGACAAAGAAAAUGAAGAAAUUAGAAAAAGAAACAAGUACUUGGAAAACUCGCUUUGAAAACUGCAACAAAGCAUUGCUGGACAUGAUUGAAGAGAAAACGAUGAGGGCAAAAGAGUAUGAAUGUUUUUUGGUGAAAAUUGAGAGGCUAGAAAAGCUUUGCAGGGCACUGCAAGAAGAAAGGAUUGAACUGUACAAGAGAAUCAAAGAUGCCAAAACCAAUGAAAAAGAAGAAGAUGAGGAUGACGAUGCUAGCGUUGAAGAUGUUGAUUCCACAAAUCAGCCUUCACAGAGUACCACAGAGCCCUCUGUUAUAGAUGAGAAGAUAAUUAAAGAUCUGGAAACAGCUUUUAUGGUAACCCAUGUUUUAGAUGAAAAACCUCAAGAUAGUGGCCUUGAAUGUCUACGGUCUGAAGCCAGCACUUUGUCUCCUGAUGUUGAGCAAACACCGCAACCAGUGCAAAGUGCAAGCUGUUCAAAUGCAACCACCCAGCAGCUCUCAAAUGAGGAACCACUAAAGACUGCAGAGAAGCAUGACAUGGAAAAUGUAGACUAAUCUCUCUGAAAAACAAAUAAGUAAACAGUAGAGAAUAUUCCCCUUGUUAUUCUGCAACUACCAUAAUUAUUUGCCAAGUUACAACUUAUAGAGAAAUAUGGUGAACUGGCAAAGAAGUAUGGGAGUUAUAGUUCACCAACAUCUGUGGGAAGAUGGUAGAGUUUACCACUGAUUAAAAAGAAUGUAUUUCUGCAUUUGCAAAGCACUGUAGGGUUUACAAAUCAAAUAUAAAUGCUAGUAAAUGUGUCCUAUUUAUUACCUUAUUCAUAUGUAUGACUCAUGUACUAGCUAUACCAGCAUUUGAUAAAUACCAUAUUUGUGCAUUAAAACUGAAUUGAUUAUAAAAUAUGUAUUAUACAAUUAUUACCUUCACAGCCUUGGUCUAAGCAAAAACAAAAAGGCAUAUUAAGUUUCUCACAUAAAAGGGAUGCAUGCCAUAAUGAAAAGCAACAUUGCAUCAUGUCAUGAAAAGGCAUAUGUAAAUAUAAUUACCAACUAUAAAAUCACGUUUUUGGUAUUUAACACCAA
Pelobates fuscus (common spadefoot toad) is the source of this 2328-nucleotide messenger RNA. RefSeq names its product taxilin beta (gene TXLNB). NCBI's taxonomy places the organism in Eukaryota, Metazoa, Chordata, Amphibia, Anura, Pelobatidae. The record is from RefSeq and is a predicted model, not a curated record. Gene Ontology annotation, molecular function: syntaxin binding. The transcript has 10 exons. The coding region runs from base 115 to 1800 and encodes 561 amino acids.